AUGUCUGAUAAAUUGAAAGAAGAUGAACAAGAAGUAGAAGUGAAAGAUAAAGAAGAAGAAGAAAAAAAAGAGCCAGAAUUACCGCCCGAAGUCGAUGCUUUUUUUAAAGGUAAAAAUAAAUAUAAACAUCCAUAUGGUGAUUGGAAACCUGUUAUCAAAGUAGAACCAUUAAAACGUAAAACAUUUGGCGAUCAACUUGAUCUUCCAUCAGAUAAUUGGCAUUUACCUGAGAAUCAACCUGUAGCAAUUAUUCCAGAAAUAAAAGAUGAUUCUCACGUUAAAUUAGUUUUUAAAGAACGAGAAAUUACUGGAUUACCAUCGAGUUCAUCAGUAAAAUCAAAUGAAACAGCCGUAUUCAAAAAACGAAAAGCAACUUCAAAUAGACAAUUACGAGGUUCAAAUAAUAAUGAUCGCCAAAAGAAAAGCGAUGUAGAUGAAAGUUAA
Molecule: messenger RNA, 444 nt
Organism: Adineta steineri
Lineage: Eukaryota; Metazoa; Rotifera; Eurotatoria; Adinetida; Adinetidae
Source: the annotation of a GenBank genome assembly